Capsicum annuum is the source of this 1374-nucleotide messenger RNA. RefSeq lists its product as uncharacterized. NCBI's taxonomy places the organism in Eukaryota, Viridiplantae, Streptophyta, Magnoliopsida, Solanales, Solanaceae. The transcript is spliced from 3 exons. Bases 141 to 500 code for a protein of 119 amino acids. The record is from RefSeq and is a predicted model, not a curated record.
UUAGUCUAAACACGUUAAUUAACCCCUAAUAACCUAAUUAGAUCAUUAUUUACUUAAUUCCCCUCAAAUCAAGAUCAUUCUCUCUCAAAUAUAAAACCCAAGCCCUCAAGAAUCAAGAACAAAUCUCAAGAACACUACCAAUGCUCUUGAGUCAAUUUCUCAAUGCUCCGAGAUCAUCUCACAUGCACGCUGCUUUGCAUGUUCUGUGGUAUCUGUCUCAUGCUCCUGAUAAGGUGAAACUUGCACGUGUGAUCACCUGCUUGUGGAUCAUAGUUCCGACCAUUCCUUUGAAUCAAGAUUUAACAUCAUCAGGGUUUACCGAUUUGACACUUGAUCAGUUGAUCCCAGUAGGAACAUCUAAAAUGGGAUUUCAUCAGCUGGAUAACGGAUGGAUAUGCCUAGCUUCAGUUGUUUCAGACCUUGGAAAAAACAACUAUGCUCCUUUGUUUCAGUGCACAAAUGAUAUGUGCCCUCUUAGAAUUCGCUGGAAUGUGAACUAACUACAAGGAGUAUUGGAGGGUGAAGGUCACUAUAACUAAUUUCAGUUACAAUAUGAAUUAUACACAAUGGAACUUAGUUGUCCAGUGACAACCUCACUCGUUAUUCAGCUUUCAUUACAAGUCAUUAACUCCUUAUGGAGCAACAAGUUCUCUAUCUAUCAUUAUAACUAAAGAAAGAUUGACGGAUACGGCUUAUCUCCUGGAAUUUUUACAGAUAACACUGUUAUGCUUGGGUAUGAAAUUCUACAACGAUCUGCUCAUGCAAGCUGGUUCAUUAGGAAAUGUCCGUAAGAGCUGCUAUUUUGCAAAGAUUUAUCGCCUUUUACUUUUGAGAAUGGGUGGGCUUUCUCCCACAGAGUUUAUUUCAAUGUUGAGAACUGUGUCAUGCCACUUCCUGAUUCAUAUCGGUAUAUGCUCAAGGCUGGACUGUAUGGAAGGUUUCUUCGGUAAAGCUAGUGGUGACACUGAUGCUCUCUAUGGCAUUCUUCUCUGCAGUUAUUUAGAAGCCUUCUCCAAGUGCCUAUCUCAGUAAGUUAUUUGGGUUGAUUUGCUUGCUCUACUGAGGAAACUGAUUGGGGAGUUGAAUGCCUGAGCAGUUAUGCUGACCAUUCUUAUGGAUUCUGGUAAUGCAUGUUCAAGGCAAAUAUUAAUUUCCGCUUCAUGUUUUUAAGGGCUGGUGGAAUUGGUGCCAUAAUUUACGUUUAGGAGUUCGUAUUAAAUGUUUUUUCCACUCUGGUAAAGUCAUUUUUGUUAUGUAGAUUUCAAGUUCACAGUGAUCUCAUGGUUGUAUGUAAAUAAUGACCAUCUACAAACAGAGAAGAUUUAAUUAUAUGAUAUCCUUUAGUUCUCUUGUUUUUCUGCAGUAUCACCAUGU